AUGAAGAGCCGGAGGCAGAGCAGCGGGGGCAGUUCGGCCGCGUGCGCCGCGGGGGAGGCGAACACGCACACGCACAGCAGCGGCGGCGGCGGCGGGGGAUGCAAGCUGGAGAGGAAGGACGUGGAGAAGAACCGGAGGCUGCACAUGAAGAGCCUCUGCCUCAAGCUCUCCUCCCUCCUCCCUCCCGCCGCCACGCACGCUUCCCUCCUCUCCGACGCAGCGGCGGCGGCGUCCAAUCCCAACAACAAGGACACGGUGACGCAGCUGGACCAGCUGGACAGCGCGGCGGCGUACAUCAAGCAGCUCAAGGGGCGGAUCGAGGCGCUGAAGCAGCGGAAGGCGGGCGGUCCUGGUCCAGCGGCGGGCUGCAACGGCAGCGGCGGCGCGGUCACGGCGUCGUCGGGCGCCGGGUCCGGCGGCGGCGUGCGCAUGCCGGUGAUCGAGGUGCGGUACCAGGACGGGACGCUGGACGUGGUGCUCAUCAGCGACGCCGGGCGGCCAUUCAAGCUGCACCAGGUCAUCACGGUUCUGGAGCAGGAGGGCGCCGAGGUGGUCAGCGCCAGCUUCUCCGUCAUCGGGGACAAGAUCUUCUACACCAUCCACUCGCAGGCGCUCAGCCCCAGGAUCGGGCUCGACGCCGCCAGGGUCUCCCAGGGGCUGCACCACCUGCUGCUGCUUGCUCCUCCUUGUCUGAUCUGA
Molecule: messenger RNA, 699 nt
Organism: Miscanthus lutarioriparius
Lineage: Eukaryota; Viridiplantae; Streptophyta; Magnoliopsida; Poales; Poaceae
Source: the annotation of a GenBank genome assembly